AUGACGUCUAUAAUAAAACUCCACGCAAUUUCUGGAGCUAUGGAUGAGUCUCCACCGUGUUACUUGUUAGAAAUUGAUGAAGUUAAAAUUCUGCUUGACUGUGGUUGGAAUGAACACUUUGAUGAAUCUUUUAUGAGAGAAUUGAAAAGGUAUGUUCACCAAAUCGAUGCCGUAUUGCUGUCAUAUCCUGAUCCACUUCAUCUGGGAGCUCUACCUUAUUUAGUUGGAAAAUGUGGACUCAAUUGUCCAAUUUACGCCACCAUUCCUGUCUACAAAAUGGGUCAAAUGUUCAUGUACGACAUGUAUCAGUCUCGGAAUUACAUGGAAGAUUUUGAUCUCUUCACGCUGGACGACGUGGAUGCAGCAUUUGACAAAAUAGUCCAACUCAAAUACAACCAAAGUGUAUCAAUGAAAGGAAAAGGCUACGGUGUAUCACUUACACCUCUACCAGCAGGACAUAUGAUCGGUGGUACGAUCUGGAAGAUAUGCAAAGUUGGCGAAGAAGAUAUUGUGUAUGCUGUAGACUUCAACCACAAAAAAGAGCGACAUUUGAAUGGUUGCGAGCUCGAGAAAUUGAAGAGACCAUCGUUGUUCAUAACAGACGCAUUUAACGCUAGUUAUCAGCAAGCAAGACGCAGAUUACGUGAUGAAAAACUAAUGACGAAUAUUCUGCAAACGCUUCGAGGAGGCGGUAAUGUGUUGAUCGGUGUCGAUACAGCUGGAAGAGUAUUGGAACUAGCUCACAUGUUAGAUCAGCUGUGGCGAAAUAAAGAAUCUGGACUUUUGGCUUAUUCGUUAGCGCUGUUUACAAAUGUCAGUUACAACGUUGUCGAGUUUGCUAAGUCCCAAAUUGAGUGGAUGAGUGAAAAAUUGAUGAAAAGUUUUGAAGGAGCUCGUAACAAUCCAUUUGUAUUCAAACAUCUUCAGCUUUGUCACACUAUGCAAGAAUGCCAGGCAGUACCAAGUCCAAAAGUCGUGUUAGCAAGUACACCAGAUUUAGAGUGUGGAUUUUCACGGGAACUGUUUCUUGAGUGGUGUACUCGUCCUGAAAAUAGUAUUAUAAUCACCAGUAGAACUUCACCAGGUACUUUAGCCAGAGACUUGAUAGAGAAUGGUGGUAAUCGUAGUAUUACAUUAGAAAUAAAGAACCGCGUUAAGUUGGUGGGUUAUGAACUCGAGGAAUAUCAGAAGAGAGAACGUGCCAGACAGGAGUUGCUGAAGCAAGAGAAAAUGGAGACCGCUGAUAUCAGCUCUGAGUCUGAAGACGAAAUAGAAGUCGGUGGUGCGCGAGGUAAACAUGAUUUAUUGGUCAAGCAAGAGACAAAACCUGGUUUCUUCAAACAAAGUAAAAAACAGUACCCGAUGUUCCCUUUGGUGGAAGAAAAAAUUAAGUGUGAUGAGUAUGGAGAAAUUAUUAGGCCCGAGGAUUAUAAGAUAGCUGAAAUUACUCCGGAUGCUGAGGAUAAUAAGGAAAAUAUUGAUGUAAAACCGGAGAAAAUUGUAGUACAUUCUGAACCCGCUACGGAAGGCCCAACUAAAUGCACCAGGAUAACGAGGACGAUAAAUGUCAACGCCUCUAUUUCGUACAUUGAUUUCGAAGGACGGUCUGAUGGAGAGUCUUUGCAGAAAAUUCUCGCACAACUGAGGCCCAGGAGAGUAGUCCUGGUCCGAGGGUCCAAAAAAGACUGCGAAGUUCUUGCUCAGCAAGCGCGAUCCGUUGGCGCGCGAGUAUUCAUUCCUGGUCCUGGAGAAACUCUGGAUGUCACUACUGAGACUCAUAUUUAUCAAGUAAGGUUAACAGAUGCGCUCGUCAGUGGACUCAAGUUUUCAAAAGGUCGUGGAGAUGCUGAAGUUGCUUGGGUUGAUGCUAUGAUCACUGCUCGAGAACAAGUUUGUCCCGAUGCUACAAAAGCUAUCACUGAUGGAGCGGAAGAUGAGGAUGAUCCAAUGGAAGAAAAAAUUCUCACUCUAGAGCCUUUGAAUAUAAAAGAGGUACCAGGCCACAAUACUCACUUUAUUAAUGAGCUUAAACUUUCUGAUUUCAAACAAGUACUCACAAAAGCCAACAUUCCAUCGGAGCUUAGUGGUGGUGUUCUUUGGUGUUGCAAUAACACAAUAGCAGUAAGACGAAAUGAAGCAGGAGGAAAAGUAAUCAUCGAGGGAUGCCUGUCUGAAGACUACUACAAAGUCCGUGAACUAUUAUACGAGCAGUAUGCGAUAGUAUAA
Molecule: messenger RNA, 2226 nt
Organism: Cotesia congregata
Lineage: Eukaryota; Metazoa; Arthropoda; Insecta; Hymenoptera; Braconidae
Source: the annotation of a GenBank genome assembly